AUGAUAUCAUCACCGCCACCACAUAACAACAAUGCUCAACUUCAUCAUCAUCGUCAUCAACAAUCAAUUCUACCACCAAUUUCUACAACACCACUAUUACCACCAUCGCAUCAUCAUCUUACACAUCAUCUCCCACCACCAUCACUUUCUCCUCGAUUAUCACCACCAACUCCGCAACAAUUUCAACAUCAUUAUUCGUCGUCGUCAUCAUCACCCGUUCUAUCUAGUCCACAUCAUCAUCUAAGUGGACAUCUUGGUGGAUAUUUACAACAACAAUCAUCACCACCACCUCCAAUUUUACCUCCAUCUGUUCAAGUACAAUUAAAAUGA
Molecule: messenger RNA, 330 nt
Organism: Entrophospora candida
Lineage: Eukaryota; Fungi; Glomeromycota; Glomeromycetes; Entrophosporales; Entrophosporaceae
Source: the annotation of a GenBank genome assembly